Aaosphaeria arxii CBS 175.79 is the source of this 1660-nucleotide messenger RNA. RefSeq names its product glycoside hydrolase family 16 protein. The record is from RefSeq and is a predicted model, not a curated record. Gene Ontology annotation, molecular function: hydrolase activity, hydrolyzing O-glycosyl compounds; glycosyltransferase activity. Gene Ontology annotation, cellular component: fungal-type cell wall. NCBI's taxonomy places the organism in Eukaryota, Fungi, Ascomycota, Dothideomycetes, Pleosporales. The transcript has 2 exons. Bases 1 to 1365 code for a protein of 454 amino acids. Gene Ontology annotation, biological process: carbohydrate metabolic process; fungal-type cell wall organization.
AUGCGGUCCGCCGUACGAGCUGUCGCUGCUCUUGCUUCAGCGGCACUACUUGCUGCACCCUCUCUCGCCCAAACAUACACCAACUGCAACCCCACAGAACGUUCCGACUGCCCACCGGAUUCCGCCCUUGGCCGUACCGUGAACAUUGACUUCAGCGCCGCAUCCGACAGCUUUACCCCCCAGGGAAACAUCGCCUACAGCUCCGAUGGUGCAUCUUUCACAGUUGCCAAAUCAGGUGACGCUCCCCAGGUCACCUCCAAAUGGUACAUCAUGUUCGGUAAGGUCGAGGUCGUACUCAAGUCCGCACCAGGAGCCGGUAUUGUCAGCAGCUUCGUCAUGCAGUCUGACACCUUGGACGAGAUCGAUUGGGAGUGGCUCGGUGCCGACAAUGCUCAAGUCCAAACCAACUACUUUGGCAAGGGCCAAACCACUACCUACAACCGUGGUGCCUUCCACGCAGACCCCAACAACCAGAACGACUGGAAGACGUACACCGUCGAAUGGACCGCAAACCAAAUCGUCUGGUCGAUCAAUGGAAACGUCGUUCGAACUCUAGAGCCCGCCAAUGCCGACAACCAGUACCCCCAGACUCCCAUGCAGAUCAAGAUUGGCGCCUGGAGUGGAGGAGACUCCGCCAAUGCUCCCGGAACCAUCGAAUGGGCUCGAGGUCCCACCGACUACUCCCAGGGUCCUUUCUCCAUGCACGUCAAGUCCUUGAUGGUGGCAGACUACUCUACCGGAACCCAAUACGUCUAUGGCGACCAGAGCGGCACCUGGCAAUCCAUCAAAUCCGUCGGCGGAAAGAUCAACUCUGGAGGCGGCUCUCCGGUUGAGAACCCUCCCGCCAUCACCUCUUCCGCCAGCGGACAGCCCAUGCCCUUCAACCCCAGCGAGACCGUUGUCCGCCCCAGCGUCUACCCCUGGAUCCCCGAUGGUUCCAAAACUCUGUCGACGGCAGCGGCCCCUACCUAUGCCAACUACCCCGGCCUUCCCAGCGGAUGGACCGUGUCGGAUACAGGAAAGGUCGUUCCGCCUAGCUCGGCACCUUCGACAUCCCCUCCCGCUUCAUCUACGCCAUCGCCUGCAGCUUCGCCUUCGGCUUCGUCUGGCGAUUCUGAGUCUCAUGUCUCUUCUGGCUUCCAGACCAGCUACACAGCAGCCUCAGAGUCCGGCAACUCUUUGAUCACACAGGCUCCUACACAAGCUCUUCCCACUCCUAGCGCAAAUGCUAACGUGGAGAACGCCGCUGUGUCCUCCUCCGUUCCACCUGCUCCCGAACGUCCAAACAGCGCACAUAGCUCGCUUGCAGACAAGGGAUUUGUCUUAUUAGCUGCAUUCAUCGGCGCCCUCCCCGUCAUCUUGUAAAACAAAAGGUUUCGAUGACACCAUUUCCAGUUUUUGUAUAUACUGCUUUCUUGUUUUUGGGUUGGUUUACAACUCGGCAUCAGCGCGGCGCUUGGCAUUUGGGUAUUAUCUGUUUCGGUUCAGACGAGAUGCUCACUAGAGAAAAUCCACGAGGACACAUGCAUUGACGAAGUAAUUAUGAGAUGAGUCGUAAUGGUAGAUAUGGCGAGACUCACCUCUUGUGCAUAAUGGUAUCGAAGGAAUGAGUAAAAUACGAAAUCUAUAGAAUCAAUCACAAUAAUGAACCACAUCACAC